ACUAGAACGAUUCUUACCAUUUCAAUGUAGAUCUACCUUGAUGCAUGAUGGGUAGCCUGCCAUCUCCUCUUCUAGACCUCCUUCCCCUAGCCGUGUGCUGGCUCUACCUGCUCCUCUGUCCCUAUACCAAGGUGGAGGAGAGCUUCAACCUGCAGGCCACUCAUGAUGUCCUCUACCAUUGCACAGACCUAGCCAAAUAUGAUCAUCUGGAAUUCCCUGGAGUUGUUCCACGGACCUUUAUCGGACCACUUGCUCUGUCAGCACUCUCGUUUCCCAUGGUAACCCUGGCCAAACACACUAACGUCGGAUCAAAGUUCACAUCACAGAUACUAGUUCGUGCGGUGUUGGGAGGAAUGGUGUGUGGUGCGUUUGCACUAUUCAGAAGAGCUGUUCAGAGGAAGCUUGGUGGCCCAGUGGCCAUCUUCCUCACCCUCACCACCUGCUCUCAGUUCCAUUUCUUAUUCUAUGCUUCAAGACCUCUACCCAACACAUUUGCACUCAUCUUAGCUCUGCUGUGCUUCAGAUGCUGGCUUCUAGGACAGCACACACUAUUCAUCUGUCUCUCUGGAGCAGCCAUUGUGUGGUUUAGGUUCGAGCUCUCCAUCUUGCUUGGUAUCAUAGUUAUCAUGGAGCUGCUCAAUGGACGUAUGACUGUAUGGAGGACGGUGAUGACCACUCUCUCCGCUGCCGUUCCUCUACUAGCGCUGACUGUGCUGGUGGACUCAGUGCUAUGGAGGAGGUGGGUGUGGCCAGAGGGGGAGGUGCUCUGGUUCAACACAGUCAAGAACAAGAGCCACCUGUGGGGCACACUUCCAUUUCUCUGGUACUUUUACUCUGCCCUGCCUCGCUGUCUCCUCUUCACCUCCCUCUUUAUCCCCUGGGCUAUUAUUCGAGACAAACGAAGGGCCCUCACACUUGCUGCUCCCGCCCUCACCUUUGUGCUGGUCUACUCACUCCUCCCCCACAAGGAACUGAGAUUCAUCGUCUAUGCCAUUCCUCUGCUCAAUCUUGUCAUUGCCAUGGGGAUGGCUAACAUUUGGCUCAACCGGUCCAAGCUUCCCCAUUUUGCCCCCCUCCUGGUACUGUCCACUCUCUGUCUGAGUCUGGGGGCCUCCCUCUGUCUACUCGCCAUCUCUCGGCAUAACUACCCAGGAGGCGUGGCCUUCACACGACUGCACGAGCUCAUGGCCGACCGGACUGGUAGUGGAGAUAUCAAAGUUCAUAUUGGAGUAGAGGCAGCGAUGACUGGAGUGUCGAGAUUUGGGGAGUUGGAACCAAACUGGAACUACUCUAAAUUGGAGGGUCUGGAGGCAAACUCAACGGAGAUGGCCUCGUUCACGUUCCUCCUGAUAUCCGCCCCUGACCACACCCACUACAAGGAUACACAUGAGGUCUUGUUAUCAGUGGAGGGAUUCUCGGGACUCUCAAUUAACACACACCAUUUUCCACCUGUCAAAAUUUCACUGCAAGAAAAGAUUUUGGUGCUAGUUCGAAAGACUGAUUUCAAGGGACUGAGGUGUCCCACAGAACAUUAAUAUAGCUAGCUAUGUAUUUACUACGUUUAGUUUCCAUACUACAAUCAUGUUUGACAUUUUCAUUUGAAGUGCUCAUUUUUAAACAGUUAA
Halichondria panicea is the source of this 1625-nucleotide messenger RNA. Its product is annotated as dol-P-Man:Man(7)GlcNAc(2)-PP-Dol alpha-1,6-mannosyltransferase-like. Gene Ontology annotation, molecular function: alpha-1,6-mannosyltransferase activity. The record is from RefSeq and is a predicted model, not a curated record. Gene Ontology annotation, cellular component: endoplasmic reticulum membrane. Gene Ontology annotation, biological process: protein N-linked glycosylation. Bases 45 to 1535 code for a protein of 496 amino acids. The transcript has 8 exons. NCBI's taxonomy places the organism in Eukaryota, Metazoa, Porifera, Demospongiae, Suberitida, Halichondriidae.